UCUUCAAUCGGCUUGGAUUGAACCUCUUAAGCACUUUUACAAUGAUUUCAGUUUCGAAGCAUCUGAAAUCAAACUUGAAGUCCUCCGGUCUUCUUGCUCACUGGGAUGCUCGUAAUAUCAUCAAAGCCUUUCAAUGGGGCCUCUUCUUUGAGAAUGUGUUAAGUUUCUUAAAAAGCUCAGUUCUUUUCCGGGAUUCAGUGAAAGACCUUGAUGCUGCUCUAGCUGAAAUGAUAUCUGAUCCUUCCUUCCCUCAGGGUCUUUCACAUAUAUCCUCAGCUACUCUUAGCAGGGGAAGGGAUUUGGUUUUAGAGCAUUUCAUUGGCAAUUUGCCACUGAGUGACGGAUAUCUCAGAGCUUUUCUAACUGCAACAAUUGAAAUGGAUCUUAGUGAGCUUUCACAAGUGGAGCAUGGUUGUCUUAAUGCAUAUCUCAACAAGUUGAUGCUACUGGAUGCAUCUGUCCAUUUAUUGGCAGAUAAGAGGGGAUCCAUCAAGGACUCAUCUCUUUCAUCUCUAGAUGAUUCUACAACUAUGAUGAUUGAUCAGUCCAAGGGUGAUGAUUUUACAAAACAGACUGUCAAAGAGCUCUUGAAGAGGCAAUCUGCAGUUUCAUGCAUAUCAACAGCUGAAUCAGGUUUACAUGUUCUUUCUAAUAUCAUCAGACAUGGCAGCCUGAUUGACAACUUGCUAAAAGAUCAAAUAAGCCGUGAUAAGGAAAGAGCUCUACCUAUAGAAGGGAAUGCAGAGCAGUUGGUAGAUGUUUCUACGUGGCACCAAUGGAAAUCAAGGAAUCUCUUAUAUUUUCUUGAUAAAAGAACUGUUAGAUUGGUCUCUGGUGCUGGGUUGAUAUUUUCUGCCUCUAAGAUUCAGUGGAUGCUGGUGUUUGGUCAGUUAAAUAUUUCUGCAGAAGGAAAUGAUGAUGAUUGGAUUGAAAAAAUUGAGAUCCUGUUACUUGGAUGCAUAGCAAGUAGAUGGAGUUGUCUAAUUAAGGCAUUUUAUGUCAGUUUCUUAUAA
Carica papaya (papaya) is the source of this 1013-nucleotide messenger RNA. NCBI's taxonomy places the organism in Eukaryota, Viridiplantae, Streptophyta, Magnoliopsida, Brassicales, Caricaceae. The record is from RefSeq and is a predicted model, not a curated record.